Molecule: messenger RNA, 1596 nt
Organism: Aedes albopictus (Asian tiger mosquito)
Lineage: Eukaryota; Metazoa; Arthropoda; Insecta; Diptera; Culicidae
Exons: 2
Coding region: 1-1596 (531 amino acids)
Source: RefSeq, a predicted model, not a curated record
AUGUCGACAUCUGAAGCCCUUGAUGAGCUGGUAGCUCGCUUUUGGUCCAGUGAGGAAGUUGGAACGGCGAAGAACUAUUCACCACAAGAAGCACAAUGUGAGGAACAUUUCGUGCGAACGGUUCAACGUGGGGAAGAUGGCCGUUACACAGUCUCUCUACCGAAAAAUGAAGAGGUUUUGAGGUUGAUAGGAGAAUCGGAAAACAUCGCAGUUAGCCGUCUUCAAAGUACCGAGCGCCGAUUGGCAAGGGACGCUGAUCUUCGUAGUCAGUACUGCUCUUUCAUGGAAGAGUAUCUCCAGCUUGGCCAUAUGGAUAAGGUCGAGGUUGGUCAAGUCUCGCCGGGACGCUGCUAUCUACCGCAUCAUCCAGUAGUAAAGGAAGCUAGUACGACAACCAAGGUUCGUGUGGUCUUCAAUGCUUCAAGCGAGACGUCGACAAGGGUGACGUUGAAUGAUGCACUGCUGGUGAGGCCAAUCAUCCAGGAUGAUCUACGACCAAUAAUUAUGCGGAGUAGAACGAAACAGGUGAUGCUUGUUGCGGACGUUGAAAAAAUGUUCCGCCAAAUUAUGAUUUGUAAGGAGGACAGACCGUUACAAUCUAUCUUGUGGAGACCAUCACCGGAGGAAGAAAUAAGUACGUGUGAGCUAAAAACUGUCACCUAUGGUACAAAACCGGCUCCGUAUUUAACGACCAGGGUUUUGAAACAGCUGUCGGAAGAUGAAGAAGAGAAAUUUCCACUAGCGGCCAAGGCAGUACGGGAGGAUACAUAUAUGGACGAUGUGAUAACCGGUACAGACGACGUGGAUGAGGCAGUGAACAUGAGAACGCAGUUGCAGGAUCUCAUGAAGGCUGGAGGAUUUAGGCUACGCAAAUGGGCAUCCAACCAAUUAGAAGCGCUGGACGGAGUUCUACAAGAAGAUUUAGCGAUCCCAUCAACGAAGGAGAUUUGCUUGGAUCCAGAUCCAUCGGUGAAAACACUCGGUUUAACAUGGAUGCCGGGAACGGACACUCUUCACUUUCAAUUUACCGUCCCAAGUUUGGUUGAUCUGGAACCGCUGACUAAACGGAAGGUUCUGUCGGUGAUUGCCACGCUGUUUGACCCGAUAGGUCUCAUUGGAGUUACCAUUACGUCCUUCAAGGUGUACAUGCAGCUUCUGUGGACAAUAAGGGACGAAGAUGGGGAACGACUGGACUGGGACCAACCGCUACCCAAAACGGUGGGUGAGACAUGGCGAAACUAUCAUCAACAACUGCCAAUUCACAACCAGAUCAAGAUCAACAGAUGUGUAAUCAUUCCGAGGGUCGUACAAGUGGAGCUGCAUUGCUUUUCGGAUGCGUCAGAGAAGGCCUACGGUGGAUGCAUCUAUGUUCGGAGCGAAGAUUUCGAGGGAAGUGUUCUAGUGCGACUGUUUGCGUCGAAAUCAAAGGUUGCACCUUUGAAAAUUCAAACCAUUCCAAGGUUGGAGCUGUGUGGGGCGCUCCUGACGGCAGAACUACACGAAAAGGUCAGCCAAGCCAUCCGAAUUCCUGCUGAUUCGAGCUACCGCUAUUUGGAAACGGCUGAUCACACUUCUCCGAACACCGAAGAAGGAUAG